Molecule: messenger RNA, 1410 nt
Organism: Budorcas taxicolor (takin)
Lineage: Eukaryota; Metazoa; Chordata; Mammalia; Artiodactyla; Bovidae
Gene: SERTAD3
Product: SERTA domain containing 3
Exons: 2
Coding region: 154-750 (198 amino acids)
Biological process (GO): positive regulation of DNA-templated transcription
Cellular component (GO): nucleus
Source: RefSeq, a predicted model, not a curated record
UCGCGGCUCGGCUCCCGGGCGGAGCUGGGUGGGCCUGAGACCAGGGUGAGAGGCCCGGGGGAGGUGAACCAGGCCCCUACCCAACGCUGGAGGGUCGCUAAGCCGCGGGCGUUCCCGGAGGUGGUGGUUGCGAACCUGGCAGCUGAGGGCAUCAUGGUAGGAGGCCUGAAGAGGAAGCACUCAGAUCUGGAGGAAGAAGAAGAGGAUGAGAAGUGGGACUGGAGUCCAGCAGGCCUCCGGAGCUACCAGCAAGCCCUGCUCCGCAUCUCCCUAGACAAAGUCCAGCGAAGCCUAGGCCCCCGAGCACCCAGCCUUCGCAGGCACGUGCUCAUCCACAACACCCUCCAGCAGCUCCAAGCGGCGCUUUGCCUGACUCCUGCACCUGCCCUGCCCCCAGAGCCCCUCUUCCUGGGCGAGGAGGACUUCUCGCUGUCGGCAACCAUUGGCUCUAUUCUCCGGGAGCUGGAGACCUCCAUGGAUGAGACCGAGCCACCUCAGAAUCCAGCAGCUCCCCCAAGCCCCCAGAAUGAAGUGCUUUCCCAGCCCGAUCCAGUCUUCUUAGAAGCUCUGAGCUCCCGGUACCUGGGGGACUCAGGCCUGGAUGACUUCUUCCUGGACAUUGACACAUCUGCAGUGGAGAAGGAGCCUGUAGUGGCCCCACCAGAACCUCCUCACAACCUUUUCUGUGCCCCAGGGUCCUGGGAAUGGAAUGAACUAGAUCACAUCAUGGAAAUCAUUCUGGGAUCCUAAAACUUUGAUGGGGGGCAGGGGAGGGCUCCUUCCUCAUCCCAGUCUUGGUGGGAUGACUCUCUGGAUGCAAUUCUGUGUGUGUGUGUGUGUGUGUGUGUGUGUGUGUGUGUGUGUGUGUGUGUGUUUUGAUGGGGCCUCUAAGCAGUGGCCUCCUCUCCUCCCACUUGAGGGUUCCACAAAUUGUCUUGCAUGUGUGUGUGUGUCUGGUUAUCUCAGCCUUCUGUGAAGGUGGGUCUUCCUGAAUUAAUUUAUCUCUUCCAAAUGCCUUAAUGAGACUCUGUUUCCGGGAGUCUGAUUUCCCACUUCCACAUUUCUUCUGCCUUUUCCUCUAGUUCUGACUCCCCUUGUGUCACUGGGGCCUCAGGGAAGAUAAGCUGGGCCUGUCAAAGGAUGACAGGGAUGUGCUACCUGGUUGCUAUGGAAACCCAGCCUCUGCCUCAUGGCACCUCCAGGUAGUGGGAGAGGCUGGCCUCCUCCCCCAGGCUGAACCCCACCUCCUUCACAGGACCCCAGUCCCAGCAGCCUCCUGAUUCAUGACCAGGCCGGACCACGUGCAAUAGGGUGGAAACCAAACUGCUCCAUGCCGCGUUAUUUAAAAGAAAAGCGGGUUUUGUGGUGUUUUUGUUUGUUUGUAAUAAUUUUUUUUUUUUAAAUAAAAGU